Capra hircus (goat) is the source of this 4074-nucleotide messenger RNA. It is a transcript of the gene S1PR1, whose product is annotated as sphingosine-1-phosphate receptor 1. Bases 1542 to 2690 code for a protein of 382 amino acids. Gene Ontology annotation, molecular function: sphingosine-1-phosphate receptor activity. Gene Ontology annotation, biological process: angiogenesis; sphingosine-1-phosphate receptor signaling pathway. The transcript has 2 exons. Gene Ontology annotation, cellular component: membrane. NCBI's taxonomy places the organism in Eukaryota, Metazoa, Chordata, Mammalia, Artiodactyla, Bovidae. The record is from RefSeq and is a predicted model, not a curated record.
CGAGCAGGGGAGCAUCGCGACCGGAGGUCUUCAGAGGCAGAAACAAAAUUUUCAAACCGGAGAGAAGCAAAGCAACACUUUUAAACCAUCCAUCUCUGGGUGCUGAGAACAAGCAUCUCUGGGCUACUCAGGCGCCCAACCGGAUCGGAUUGUUCUGGGCUCACUAAAAAGUUUGGAAAAGGGUUAAGUCCUCUUUGUAGAACCCUCUGGGGUUGGGGGAUAGAGGAAGUUGCGGUGGGUCUGCGGAGUGGGAGGGAAGGCGCUUAUUUUGGAAAAUCCUAUAGACAAAGACUGCGGGAGAUGAGGUAAGGGCUUAAACUUGCCCUGCGAGCGAGCGAGUGUGGAAUUAGGUGGGGGGAAACGCGGAGCUACUGGGCGCCGAGCAGCCUCUGCUGUCCCGGUAAUUGCUGUAGUCUGGAGAAUUCCACUUUUAUCGCAUCUGCUACCCUGAAUGUUACCCUGAAACAUUUAAACAACUUACGGGUAGACUUCUGCUCACACGUGCCGUGUUUCAUCCCCUCCACACUUUGUAGUUCUCUGAGACGAGGCAACGUACUGAGGGAGGGCAGUAAAUAAAACUGGCUUAGCAAGGAACCUCCAGACUUCUGUUUGUAUGAGUUUCUGGAGAGUAAUUUUGCAUUCGGAAUUUGAAAUGCAGUGGCGUGUAUUUUUAGCGUUUGUAAUUUAAUUUCUCUUUUUUGUAUGCGUGUUUGGGCUAUAUCCACAGUAACUAAAAAAUACUUUUGCAAUCAAUGGGUGUACGAAACUUCUGGGAUUUAUUGCAAUAGCUUAUGAAUGAUUUUUACUGAGUACUUUUAUAGUUUCUUGCACUGACUUGCGCGGAAAAAAAAAAAAAGAAGAAGAAGAAGAAUGAAAAGGCAGUUGCUUCACGGAGGCGCUAAAGCUUUCCUGUUUACCGCAAGGCCAGGGCGGGCUUGGCUGCCCACACUGUGCUGCGCCUUCGGACCCUAAGCACACCUGCUCCUAGAGAUUAUUAAUAGAGCCUAAAAAGUGACUUACGCUGUCAAAUGAUUUUCGCGCAAAUCUAACUUCUUGCAUGGCAAUUAGGAGGUGGUUUUAGCUGGGUAGUGCCGGAGCACAGAGGUGUGCGUCUCACAUUGGUGGUUUGGUCUCUUCGAAGGUGUGACUAGGAGCUAGUGGUGAGCCCGCCGCGAAGCUGGUGAAGGCUUUAGUUUUUCAACUGGAGCUGGAAAUCUGGUGGAGGUGGCGACAGCGUUGGGAGCGGCGGAGGGGGGUGUGUGUGUGUGUGUUGAGGACGUAGGAGUGGAAUUAAAUGGGGCUCACACCUCCAGUUUUCCCAUUUCCAUUUGGGUGUAUGUAACCAUAGGGGACGUUUUCGUCUUGUCAUCGAGUCGGAGUUUUCAUCUUGGGCUGUGGUUUCCAGCUAAAGAAAACCUUCACAAAAAAAGCCUGGAUCUCUCUCCUUGAACCACUCCGGCUGCCUGUGAAGGCUCGCUCCGCUUCGCCCUCUAGCGUUCAUCUGCAGAAGCGCCGCCCCGGGUGUCCGGACCGUGCGCAUCAUGGGGUCCACCCGCAUCCCGCUGGUCAAGGCCCUCCACAGCCCUGUCUCCGACUAUGUCAACUACGACAUCAUUGUCCGGCAUUACAACUACACGGGAAAGCUGAAGAUCAGCGCGGACAAGGACAAUGGCAUUAAACUGAUCUCAGUGGUGUUCAUUCUUAUCUGCUGCUUUAUCAUCCUAGAGAACAUCUUUGUUUUGCUGACCAUCUGGAAAACCAAGAAGUUCCACCGACCCAUGUACUAUUUUAUCGGCAACCUGGCCCUCUCAGACCUGUUGGCGGGAGUGGCCUACACAGCCAACCUGCUCUUGUCUGGGGCCACCACCUACAAGCUAACCCCCGCCCAGUGGUUUCUGCGGGAAGGGAGUAUGUUUGUGGCCCUCUCGGCCUCCGUGUUCAGCCUCCUGGCCAUCGCCAUCGAGCGCUACAUCACUAUGCUGAAGAUGAAGCUCCACAAUGGGAGCAACCGGUUCCGCUCCUUCCUGCUCAUCAGUGCCUGCUGGGUCAUCUCGCUCGUCCUGGGGGGCCUGCCUAUCAUGGGCUGGAACUGCAUCAGCACGCUGCCCAGCUGCUCCACCGUGCUGCCGCUCUACCACAAGCACUAUAUCCUCUUCUGCACCACGGUCUUCACUCUGCUUCUGCUCGCCAUUGUCGUCCUGUACUGCAGGAUCUACUCCCUGGUCAGGACUCGCAGCCGCCGUCUCACCUUCCGCAAGAACAUUUCCAAGGCCAGCCGCAGCUCGGAGAAGUCGCUGGCACUGCUCAAGACUGUGAUUAUUGUCCUGGGCGUCUUCAUCGCCUGCUGGGCGCCACUCUUCAUCCUGCUCCUGCUCGACGUGGGCUGCAAGGUGAAGACCUGUGACAUCCUGUUCAGAACGGAAUACUUCCUGGUGUUGGCUGUGCUCAACUCCGGCACCAACCCCAUCAUUUACACUUUGUCCAACAAGGAGAUGCGUCGGGCCUUCGUCCGGAUCAUGUCCUGCUGCAAGUGCCCCAGCAGAGACUCCGCGGGUAAAUUCACACGGCCCAUCAUCGCGGGCAUGGAAUUCAGCCGCAGUAAGUCAGACAACUCCUCCCACCCCCAGAAGGACGAUGGGGACAACCCAGAGACCAUUAUGUCUUCUGGAAACGUCAACUCUUCUUCCUAAAAGGGGAAACUGCUGACCCAUGGGGAGCGUUCUUGCGUGGUCACCCACCACCCCAGUGUUUGGGGAGAAAAAAUAAAAACCAGCCAAGCCUCUGUGCCUCCACUGCUGCCGGGGAGGAGCUGUCGGAAGCCAGAGGGAAGGUGAAGGAGCACAGAACAGCCUGGUAGUGCCUGGUGUUGGUGGGUAGACUUAGUUCCUGUGAACAAUGCACUGGGAAGGGUGGAGAUCAGGUCCUCGCCUGGAAUCUAUUUCCUCCCCUUGCCGGAGCUUUGAUUUUGCACUGAGCCAAAGGUCUAGCAUUGUCAAGCUCCUGAAGCGUUCGUUUGGCCCCUCCUCAAAGACUAAUGUCCCCGUGUGAAAGCGUCUCUGACGGGAGCUUUGAGGAGAUGUUUUCUUUCACUUUAGUCUCCAACGCAAGUGAGUGUGUGCACUUCUGCUUCGCUGGGUAUGCUCUACAUACCUACUAUGCUGGGCACCCUCCCUUCCCCUUCACACCCUCCUCAGAAUACCUUUACUUUAUGUUUUGACUACCUGGCAUUCAGAGCUGGGGGUGUGGCACGGUCCAAUCUCGAGCAUGUGUAGCAGGUAGGCUGCAUCCAGCAGGCAGACUGUGGUGGUUUGGAGCUGGAAAGCAAUUUUAUUUGCUGAGGCCAAAGUUUCCAUGUAAGCUGGAUGAGUGUUUUUGAAUUUAAUUGCAGUCACUUUAAAAAAAAAAAAAAAAAACCUUUGCAAUGAAAUGUGUUGCAGUAUCAUAUCCAUCGAGGCUGAAAUCUGCAUAAGGAAGUCCCAUUUAUUUAAAUGACAUCAGCCAGUAUCCUUAGUGUCAUAGGAGAAACAAACAAGCAAAAGAAGGUGAAAACUGACUCGGGGUUGGGGGGUGACUUUGUAAACCAAGAGAGUUUUUUUUUAACGAGUUUAUCUAACAAUACAACAUCUAUCAUUGGCACUUUUGUUGAUGUUUCUUUCAGAGUGUUGUAGGAACCAUUUCAAGCAACAGGAUGGCUGUGUUUUGUUGUGUUAAAAGUACUUUGUGUAAUCUUUGAAUGUAUUUGUUUCAGUAUUUUAUUGGAUUUUCCUAACCUGUGUUAACACCAUUGAAUGUGCAUUUCUUGAGAAAAUACCACCCUUUUGUGACCUUAAAGCAUUACUUUAACUGGUAGGGAACAUGACAAGUUUUUCAGUACAUUAAAUAGUUAAUUGAAGAUGUAUAUAAAUGUUACAAAGAAUAAAAAUAUAUUGGUGUCUGUGUAGUAUGGUUUCCAGUGCAAUUAAAUCAAGAAAUGUCUUUAAAAAAAUAGUAUUUAAUAGGUUUCUGACAAUGUGGAUCAUUUUGCACAUAGCUUUAUCAACUUUUAAACAUUAAUAAACUGAUUUUUUAAAGAUU